Molecule: messenger RNA, 699 nt
Organism: Paramecium primaurelia
Lineage: Eukaryota; Ciliophora; Oligohymenophorea; Peniculida; Parameciidae
Source: the annotation of a GenBank genome assembly
AUGAAAGGUUAAAAAUUAUGGAAAAAAUUGAAGGGUUAUCUUCUAGAGAACAAAGACUAUAAUCCAGAUAUAAAUGAAGUGCAAAUAUUUAAAAAAGAAAUGAAAGAUGAUAUUUUAAUAUAUUAUGUAGAGGAUGUAAUUAUCAAAUAAUCUAAUAAAUAAUUAUUACCUGAUAAAAGUUAAUUGAAUUAAGUUAAUGAAAAUGAUAUAGAUAAUACAGGUGCCUUUUAUUGGCCAUCUGAAAUCAUUUUAACAUAAUAUAUAUUAAGUGAUAUAGAUAAAAUUAAAAAUUACAAUAUAAUUGAACUUGGAGCAGGAAGAUCUGGUUUUUGUGGAUUAGUAUUAGCAAAAAAAGGUUUUAAUGUUAUUCUAACAGAUGGAAAUUAAUAAAUUAUUAAUGAACUAAAAGAAAAUGUGAUUUUAAAUGAAAUUAAUAUAUAAGUAGAAGUAUUAAAAUGGCAAUCUGGUGAUCCUUAUGUAAAUACAUGUGGAUUAAUAUCUGAUUGCUUCUUUUUUGAGAAUUAUCAUGAUGAUUUAAUUAAAAUGAUUAAAAGAUUUUGUUUUGUUAUAGGUGCAGCACCAUCUCGUGGAGGAUCAUUAGAAAGAUUCAUAAAUAAAUGUACAAAUAAUAAUAUUGAAUGUAAACAGCUUAAUAUCUUUUAUGAUACUUAAAUAAUUUUAUUUAAAAAUUUUAAUUGA